Molecule: messenger RNA, 3766 nt
Organism: Pangasianodon hypophthalmus (striped catfish)
Lineage: Eukaryota; Metazoa; Chordata; Actinopteri; Siluriformes; Pangasiidae
Gene: tmem160
Product: transmembrane protein 160
Exons: 4
Coding region: 185-823 (212 amino acids)
Source: RefSeq, a predicted model, not a curated record
CAAAGAGCCUGUAGAGUAAACACAGAGCCUGUAGAGUAAACACAGAGCCUGUAGAAUAAACACAGAGCCUGUAGAGGGCGCUGUUUGUGUUACCGGUGUGUUACACAGACAGCGCGCCUCUUGAACGCAGUCGUUGGAAGGCGAGGAGGUCAGAGGUGGCAGGAAGGUGGUGCUUUGGUUAGUCAUGGCGUCUCUGAGCUGGUGGUCGUGUGUGCGGUUGUAUCGGAGCGUGUCUCCGCUGUGUAGCGGGCUGAUGAGGAUCUCCGGGCCGCGGUGUGUGCUGAGUCCCGGGCGGCGGAUCCACCGAGCCCCGAGCCGCUGGCUGACGGAGAAAGGAGCGUGGGGGAAAACACGAGCACUGGAACAACAACACCUGACUGAGCUAGACAAGGCGGAUGCGCUGAUGCUCAGGAAGUCACAUGAAACAGGAUUCCUGUCAUGGUUCCGAAAUGGUUUGCUUGCUACUGGGAUCGGAGUUAUUGCCUUUGUGCAGAGUGACGUAGGAAGAGAAGCAGGAUAUGCGUUUUUCAUCCUGGGCGGAGUGUGUGUGUCAUUCGGUGGAGGGUCCUACAUAGCCAGUUUGCUGUCUCUGAGGAGAAUCAUGCUGCUCUCUCUGCCUUCUGUGCUGCUCCACACAGCCGUGGUGUCCAGCGCUGCCCUCUUCUGGCUGUGUGCCGUCUCUCUCUACAUCGGCCGCCUUGAAGUAGAGAUUAUCCACGAUGAGGACGAGGAGGAGGAAGGUGGUGACGACGGAGGCGAGUGUGCAGAAUGUAAGGCUCGGCGAGACCGACGUCACACGAGCGAGGGAGGCCAGGAGAAGUAAUGAAGAGACUCCUACGCUUUGGAGCUCUGUGCGAGGAUCUGUUCUGAAAGACAAAACAUAACUUAAGUGGCAAUAUAGUCUGUUUUCGUGUUGGAGAGAAUUGGGACGUUUACUGGUUAUACUAUAAACUGGUCUUUGUCCUGGGCUGGAUGUACAAGGAUCACUCUUUUCUUUGCAAUAUAGAUAAAUUAGUGUGUAUGUUUGGGUGUGUAUAAAUAUAAUAAGGUGUUUUAUAUCUAUGUGAAGCACUUAAAACUUAUAAGGAAAUAUUCCACUUAAAGGAAUAUUCCAUCAUUUCAUUGUGGUUCCAGUUUCUAAGGCAGUUGUAUAGUUAUUGUUGCCAGGAAAAAAAAAAAAAAACAUCUAGGCUUUUAGCAGGUUUUGGAUGAGAGCAGUAGUCUAUCUUAAAGAAGCAGUUUGUAAUUUUUAGAGCACUCUGCUGUCUUCAUUGCAGUUGCAGUUAAAACACUGACAAGACCUCUUCCCCCUGUCUGAUCCCACCUGAUCUGUUCAAACAGUGUAUACCUUGUGAGUUGCCUUUUCAUGAAAAGGUGCAGAGCUGAUAGCGCCUCUGUCAGGAGGCGGAGCUAAUAUCUGGGCUGGAAAAAUGUAGACCGGAGCCUGAAGUGAAGAAACUAACCAGAUAUAUUGCAUGCUAAUGUCUAUAGAAACACUUAAAAUUACAGACAGCACCUUUAAAAGAACUUGAGAUUCAAGACAUUGGCAUGUCUUCCAUUAUGUUUGUUUUGAAGUCCAUUAGUUUUGUUUUGAAGUGGGUUUUAAAAGCUGUGUCUUUGUGCUUUAGCAUUAUAUAUAUAUUGUAGGUAUUUGUUGCAGGAUUAGAGGUAAUGAUAAAACUACACAAAGAUGUUUCUCCAAAUCAGAAAAACAAUGACAAUGAUAAUGGAUUUACUUAUAAGAAGUAAGCACUGGUGUUUCUUUACUUCUAUUAUUUACUCUGUUGUACACUGUUAGGAAAAAAAAAAGGUUAAAUCAUAGACCCCUGAAGGGUUUUUCUGCUCAUCUGUCUCUGGAAGCUCUUUUUUAUGUUUUAUACACCAGAGUGUUUCCCUUUUAGAGAGAGUUCUAUGUAAAACAUGUAACAGCCAAAAAACCUUUAGGGACCUUUUUUAGCUACAAAGUGGUUCAAAUGGCUGCCUGCUUUGGUCUGUAGAGCUUCUGUUGUUGCUCUAGGGCCUUGACUUAUAGCUUUGAAAUAAAACAAUAUCCCUUUCAGAGUAAACUAUUUUCCAGCUAUAUUCUGGAAUACAGCUGAUAAAAAAAAUUGGCUUGUUACCAAAAUUGUAUUUUUCUGCUAGGAAUAUAUUUUGACACCUCUAAUUUAAGAAAACAAUAAAAUUUACUAAAAUGACAUUGCAAUGUUUGUACUUAGGCUUCUUUAUAAGCUGGCCUUGACUUUCUGUCUGCAAAGAUCACAUCAGAUAAGAAGCCUGUUUAACAAACUGGUGGUAGAUGCAGUCAGUCUGCAUAAAGAGCAAAUAAAGUCUAAAACCUUGUUAGCUAAGUGCAAUUUCCUGACACACUGAAUAAAACGAUUUUAUCAAGUUGUUAUAUAGCUAUAUGCCAUAGCGAAAUGGACAUGAGUCUAAUCUUAGUCUUAUAUUGUAAUCAGAUACCGGCUGUCAAGAUGUCCACGAUGCUUCUGCACCAUCACUAAAUCGAAAGAGAAGACCUCUUUCACAUUAACCCUAUAAAAUAAAUUUAGUCUACAGAACAGGACUGACUGGAUUAAUCAGUGAUUAUUUCCUCACUGAUGUUAGCAUGAACGGAGAUCAGUCGAGUGAAGAGAUGAUGAUGAGGCUCGGGUAUAAAAGCCACGAUUGAGUGAGUUGUACCUCAGGUGAUUAGACAGAGACUGAUGUGGAUGAUGCUGAUAAUCAAAGUGAGAACCUAUUUCUUGUUGGAAACUUAUAAUUCAUUAAACUGUCAAAGUAAUAUUGUGUUUCCAUCAGUAGAUGAGGUUAUAAAUGUUAGAUUGUCUUUCAGUGGAAUUGGAAUUGGAUCUUUAAAUGUGAUUUUCUCCCUUUUCAAAAAAAAAAAACAAAGUAUUUAUAAUGGGAUAUCCAGAUUAACACAGUUUUACAGUGAAGUAUUUAUAAUGGGAUAUCCAGAUUAACACAGUUUUACAUGAAUAUACAUACAUCUUGAUUUUUAUUAAGAUUUAUUUUAUGUGUGUGCUUUCAUAAGUGUUUCCUGUUUUGACCUGUUAACUGUACACUUUCUCUUAUUCUUAAGUGUUUUAAUUCAUUUCUUUAUUGUCAUUAAAGCACACAGCACAGAUGGAGAGAAAUGAAACAUCACUGUACUGUUUCAAUCCAAAGCUCUAUUGUGUUAACUGAUUUCUGUGUUAACUGUUUUCAUUGUGUUGUUUAAGCAGCCACUUUCAGGUGAAGUUGACCUUGUAUUUGACACUCACCGAUACGUUUAUACACACUUUUUGAAACAGUUAAUUUAAUUCCUCUGAGCUGAAUUUAUUGAAUUCAAUUAGCUGUAUAUUAAUGGAAGUGACACAGCCUGCUCUGACAGAACACAGUGGUCGGACCUUUUGUCGGUCCUUUAUGAGCGUGGGUUUCGAAUCAAUCUUUAUAUAAUACAUUACCACAAUGUUGUACCUCUUUCUUUUACAGUCAAUCUAGAGCAAUCAUGUGCACAUUUUGUAUGUAGCUUUAUUACGUUGCUGCUGGAAGGGCAAUAGGGCUGUGAGUCUUUUUUUUUUUUUUUUUUUUGCCUGGUAACAAUGACUGCAGAACAUGUAUAGAUACUAUGUGUAUACUCAGGUGUAUGAUUACUCCAGAGUAUGAUUAUUUAAUGUCCUGUAGUGCAUGUUGUACAGGUCGUAUUAAAUCACGGGAUCAUUUUUCCACUUGGUUGGCAGUUGAUACUGUGUGUUGUGCUGCUCAGUAAACAUCAGUGAUCAUUUAA